AAGAGCGUCAGUUGUCGCGCUUCCGGUGACGUCAGUGGCGAGCGCCGAGAGGCAGCGCGAGAGGGAGCGGGAGGCCCGGGGCCGCCGCACACACACACACACACACAGAGAUGGGAAAAGCAAAGAAGACUAGAAAAUAUGCCACGAUGAAGCGGAUGAUUAGCCUACGAGACGGCAGAAUACAAGAAAAGGAUCGGGCAAAAAAGGCAGAGAAGAAGAAAGAGGAUCCCAGUGCUAUCAAAGUAAAAGAAGUGCCUAAGUAUCCAUCCUGUCUAUUUUUCCAAUAUAACACGCAACUUGGUCCUCCCUACUACAUCCUUGUCGAUACCAACUUCAUCAACUUCUCCAUCAAAGCCAAACUAGACCUUGUGCAGUCAAUGAUGGACUGUUUGUAUGCAAAGUGUGUUCCCUGUAUCACAGACUGUGUCAUGGCAGAAAUUGAGAAGCUGGGACAGAAGUACAGGGUCGCACUCAGGAUAGCGAAGGAUCCACGGUUUGAGCGACUACCCUGCACUCACAAAGGCACGUAUGCUGAUGACUGUCUGGUGCAGAGAGUCAUCCAGCACAAAUGCUAUAUUGUAGCUACAGUGGACAGAGAUCUCAAGAGGAGGAUUCGGAAGAUUCCAGGAGUCCCUAUUAUGUACAUCACAAACCACAGGUACAACAUUGAACGGAUGCCGGAUGACUUUGGUGCCCCUAGAUUUUAAUGAGACAGCAGAUUUUUAUUCAUGUCAGAGGACUAUUAUUGCAUUUUAAUCAAAUAGGAUGAAACUGCCCUCGAUUGAACCUAUAUCCACUCAACUGCUUCUUAAUUAAAUUGUGGCACAAGAACAUUGUAUUGCUUCCAAAGGACUAUUGUUUGGGACAUCCUGACGCGAAAGGCGCUAUACAAAUAUAAUCUUGUUGUUGUUGUUUGCUAUUAAAUGGGGUUGUUCAAUGGCAGGCAGUUGUGUGCUGUGAAUUGGACCAUCCUGCUUUCAUUUC
Messenger RNA from Callorhinchus milii (elephant shark), 984 nucleotides. RefSeq names its product FCF1 rRNA-processing protein (gene fcf1). The transcript has 8 exons. The coding region runs from base 111 to 707 and encodes 198 amino acids. The record is from RefSeq and is a predicted model, not a curated record. Gene Ontology annotation, cellular component: nucleolus; small-subunit processome. NCBI's taxonomy places the organism in Eukaryota, Metazoa, Chordata, Chondrichthyes, Chimaeriformes, Callorhinchidae.